Spodoptera frugiperda (fall armyworm) is the source of this 3531-nucleotide messenger RNA. RefSeq lists its product as uncharacterized. The record is from RefSeq and is a predicted model, not a curated record. Lineage: Eukaryota; Metazoa; Arthropoda; Insecta; Lepidoptera; Noctuidae. The coding region runs from base 414 to 1349 and encodes 311 amino acids. The transcript has 5 exons.
AUAUUAAAAACAAUCGAAAUAGUACUUAAACAAUUUAGUAAACACAUUAUUUUAUAUAUGAUUAAACAUUAAUUUAUAAGAUAAUUAGAUUUAAGUUAAUUUAUGCGGAUGUUAAAUUGAUAUGUUUUGUUUUGUUGAUCUUAUUUGUUUGUUUGGGUCUGGUAACAUUGCGCGCGAAAUCAGUUGGCGGGCCGAUCAAUAUUCAGCUUCAGUAGCUUCUUUCAGUCAACUGUUUCUGUUUUUGCCUAUUAAUUUUUAGUAUUCGUUCGUUCGUCCAUCACUGUAUACAGUGUAGCUAAUCAAUAAAAUCAUUUACUAGAACGUUUUAUUUUUCUCUGAUAAAUAAUCAAAUAUUUGGUGAUUAAUUAUUAUUUGUGUUCUAUUUAAUCAGAUCGCACCGGAGGCUGGGCAUCAUGUUUGGUGAUCUUGAACGGACUUGGUACAAUCCGUGGCAAUGGAUGAUAAAACCAUUACCGACUUACACUGAUUUUUUGUACAGUCAUCGAAUAUUUACGAAUCCAAUAUAUACACGUUUUAUCCAUACAAUUCCUAUAUAUGCGAAUCCCAACUAUACGAAUUUCAGCCAUAACGAUUCCAUUUAUACUAGUUUUAAGAGUACCGAACCUAAAUAUAUAAAUUUAAUUUGUGUUAAAGCUUUAUGGGAUCAGGAUGAUCCCCUAUUUACUGACUGUGUAGAGACAAGACCUACUAAUUCUGGACCAAUUUACACGAAUGCUUUGAAUAAUAGUCCUAUGAAUUCUAUGAGUGUGUACACCACUCCGACGCAUGUUACGGCUAUGCAUGCCACGCCAAUGCAGGCGACGCGUAUACACCCUAAGCCCAUAUGGGUAAGUGUCCCACACACAAGGCUGACGGCUGAAAUUGAAGAAGCCGUUCCACGACCACGACCACUGAAGACGCAGCUGAACGGUGGAUCAAAAUGGCUGUGUCCUGGUGACGUUUUAAACCUCCGCAUAAAUAGAUUUAUUCGGCGUAUAGAUGAACCUCUGGCUCUAGGGUACACUGACAAGAUAGAUGAUUUUCAACGAGCGUUUCUUAGAACAAUCGAUACUCAUUUUGAUAAAAAAGGUAAUCUUUUGACAGACGAAUUUAGGGCUACGGAGGCUCUCCUUGUUGGGAUUGGAAUGCGUGAAAAGCCGUCCAAUUGCGGUGUAUGCCGGCGGAUCUGCGCGACGGUUUGCAGCACAUGCCGUGUGGCGUAUUUCUGCUCUGCACGCUGCAUCCGCUAUCUAGCGGCGCUACAUGUCCAUGAGUGCUCUAGUAUGCGAAAUUAUCGCAUUCAAUUUUUUAUGGAACAAGUGAAAAUGCGACGUCGUCCGCGCCCCUAGCUUGCAGAUAUCUGAAGGAGCCACGCAGAAAAGGAACGUUGUAAGAGAUUGAUGUGAUGUUACGGCCAAGUGUAACCAAAGAGACUGCUUAAAUGAAGUCUGUGUCUAUAUUUAGUUAGGCUAUAUACCUAAUAUUACUUAUAAUAGUUAUUAGCCUCUUCGCGAUUCGAAACUGUUGUUUAUGGAUUUUAUAGAACCUAAUUUUAAUCUUUUCAUUCUGUCCACAAUGUUGCUAAAACUCUUGCCUUUAAACUUAUAUUCUGGUACAGUUUCGAAUCAAAAGCGUAGGUGUGUGUCGUCAGAUGUUAAUAAGACUAAUAAUAACCAGUCUAAAAGGCUUGGGCAGCUGCUUACAGUAAACAGCGCGCAGUGAUUUGACAGUGAUCAGUGGUAUGAGAUAUCGUGCUUCGUGCAAAAUGUGAGAAAAUGGAAUAAAUCCGAAUUUUUGGACGCACUCAAAGACGCGUUCUAAUUUAUUUAUGUAAACGUUAAGACAGUGAAUGCCAAUUUGUAAAUUGUAGGAUAUGUAGUUCCAGCAUUAAAAAAAAGGAAAAUAUGAAGGUAUAAAGCUUGUUUCAAAAUUAAUUAAAAAAUUAUACAUCUUAAUGUAUAAAGCUACAAUUGCCAGGUUAAACUGAUUGACCAGGUUGACUGAUAUUUUAAUGCCCUCAAUGAAGAAAAGUCACCAUAAUACCUACUCAAAGGUUUAUUAAUUUUCCAAAUGAUAAUAACUGUCUAUAAUAAUAUAAUGUAAGUAGGUACCUAAAUAUUGGAUAGCAUUGCACAGAUUGAAAGGCGUGAAUAGAGAAAGUCCUUAUGACGUUAAAUUCUGUGUUUUUAACUCAAGUACUUCAUAAAAUCAUCUUAUUCUACUAACUAUUAUUACAGUCCCUCGGUUCAUCAUUGAACCUAUUUUUGUCAAACCGCAAUGAAAGAAGGUUUUAAUUGAGUUUCGUUUUGGUAAAUGUGAGGAAUUAGGUACUUUUUGAUAAAAUGAUCUACUUGUAUACAUAAUAUAUAUAUUGCUUAUAAUUAAUGGAUCUUGCACACUAUGCAGUCGGCAUUCGUUCUUGGGUACGAACAAUAUUUAUGGUGAAGGAUAAACGGUUUGUAACACAUGAUCGGUAUUUAUUUCACUCUAUGUAAUUUAAAGGACAUCACCCAUUUUGGUUCAAAUUGGAAAGUACCGGCCAAGAUGAAAAAAUAUUUUAAUCCGUUAGUACUUGACCCCUUAAGCAUUUUUAUCAUGGCACCGAAACUGUGGAACUUCAGAAGUACCUCAGAAGUAUUUAGAUUAUAAGCUCUGUAAUCUGCUACCAAAGUAGAAGGUACAUUCACUUGCAAAAUAAGUCUAAAGAAACUAUAAGUUUUUGAUCAAUAAUGACUGACUUUUCAUUAAUUUUGUUGUAUUGUUCGCAGACCUUUUGCAUGUGACUGUACAUAUAAUUGAUUCAAUGGAUGUCAGUGUUUUCACAAAGUAGUUAAAUGUUUUACAUCGAAUUUAAGUUUAUGUAGUAAGCACAAUAUGUAUUACCAAAGGAUAUAGGUAAAUGGAAUACCUAAACAUUUACACCUUUUAAUGUAAUUUCAUUUAUAGGGCUAUUAUUAAUCAUUUAUUUUAUUUUUUAUUUAUAUAUACAAACAUACACUUUUAAACUAUACUUGAUACUUUUAAUCUGUGUAGAUAGAGUAAGAAAAUUUUAACUUUAAGAUUUUUUGAUGUCUUUACUGGAUGUAUUUAGUAUAAGAUAGUGUGAAGACACACUAUAAGUACCUAAUUAAUUAAUUAUAAUUUUACGUAGUAAUUUGUGUAGUGUGCCGUGCACCUCGUAUCUACACCAAAAUCACAAACUACUGCCAAAGCAGAGACUCAAAUUGUAAUAAAUAAUUUUAGUAUUCUAUUGUACCUACCUAUACAAUCUUCGAAAUGAUUUACCUCUACAAUUUAAGAUAUAUUGUGUGUUUAUGCGAAUUAACGUUUCAGGUUAACUUUUUGACCAUCACACUAAAAAAAAGAAAAGGUGUGUUCUAGCUUACCUAAACGAAAUUAUGAAUUUUGUCACUAUUCUAUCUACUAAAGUCGCGGUGGUCAAAGUGUUAAUGAUAUUAUGAAUACUUACGUAUUACUGAAUACUCGAUGUUUAAUUGUAAGUAGUGAAAUAAAUGUAUUUGGUGUAAUUUU